Molecule: messenger RNA, 2857 nt
Organism: Hevea brasiliensis (rubber tree)
Lineage: Eukaryota; Viridiplantae; Streptophyta; Magnoliopsida; Malpighiales; Euphorbiaceae
Product: auxin efflux carrier component 3
Exons: 6
Coding region: 247-2175 (642 amino acids)
Biological process (GO): auxin polar transport; auxin export across the plasma membrane
Cellular component (GO): endoplasmic reticulum; plasma membrane
Molecular function (GO): auxin efflux transmembrane transporter activity
Source: RefSeq, a predicted model, not a curated record
UGGCUAUAUAUAGCCACUGAGCUGUCUCUCUCCCCUCUCCCUCUACAUAUCUCUCCUCGCAAAAUACCGCCCGACUUCUCUCUCUCCAGACUUAUCUGAAGCAGUGCACUGCAGGUGUAGCUGCUGCAGAGUGCAGAGUAGUUACUUAGUUAACGGUUUUUUACUUCGUUUCAGCCCAUUUUGUCCUUCCCCUUCUGUUGAAUUUACUUUUCGAAGUGAUACAGAGGGAGACAAGAAUAAUUAAUCAUGAUUAGCUGGAAGGAUCUGUACACCGUUUUAACGGCGGUGAUUCCUCUCUAUGUUGCCAUGAUAUUGGCCUACGGCUCUGUGCGGUGGUGGAAGAUUUUCAGCCCGGACCAGUGCUCCGGCAUCAACCGGUUCGUGGCGAUAUUUGCUGUGCCGUUACUGUCUUUCCAUUUCAUCUCCACCAACGAUCCUUACGCCAUGAAUUUCAGGUUCAUUGCCGCCGAUACGCUUCAAAAGAUUAUAAUGCUUGUCGCUCUUGGUAUUUGGACUAAUUUCACAAAAAAUGGAAGUUUAGAAUGGAUGAUUACAAUUUUCUCUUUGUCUACUCUUCCAAACACUCUGGUCAUGGGCAUUCCUCUGUUAAUCGCCAUGUACGGCGAGUACUCCGGUAGCCUCAUGGUUCAGGUGGUGGUUUUGCAGUGUAUCAUUUGGUAUACUCUUCUUUUGUUUCUUUUUGAGUACAGAGGAGCCAAGAUGUUGAUCAUGGAGCAGUUCCCUGAAACUGCAGCUUCCAUUGUUUCGUUCAAGGUGGAUUCUGAUGUUGUUUCCUUAGACGGCAGAGAUUUCUUGGAAACGGAUGCUGAGAUUGGUGAUGAUGGGAAGCUACAUGUGACGGUGAGGAAAUCGAAUGCUUCUCGGCGAUCUUUGGGCCCUGGUUCUUUCUCUGCAUUGACUCCUCGUCCGUCGAAUCUUACUGGAGCUGAGAUAUACAGCUUGAGUUCAUCGAGAAAUCCAACCCCUAGAGGAUCUAAUUUUAACACUUCCGACUUGUAUAAUAUGAUGGGAGUUCAGGGAUUCCCUGGCGGAAGGCUAUCAAAUUUUGGCCCAGCAGACUUGUAUUCUGUACAAUCUUCAAGAGGUCCAACGCCUCGGCCCUCAAAUUUUGAAGAAAAUUGUGCUCCAGUGGCUACAAUUUCUUCUCCGAGAUUCGGGUUUUAUCCGGCGCAGACAGUACCAUCAUCUUACCCAGCACCAAAUACAGAAUUUUCUUCAACAGUCUCCACAAAGAACACCAAGAAUCAUCAGCAGCAGCACCAGCCUCAACAGCAGCAACAAAAUUCGAAAGCAAACCAUGAUGCUAAGGAGCUGCACAUGUUUGUGUGGAGUUCCAGUGCGUCCCCGGUCUCCGAUGUAUUUGGCGGGAAUGAUUUCGGAGCAUCCCAGCAAUCUGGCCGGUCAGACCAGGGAGCCAAGGAGAUCAGAAUGUUAGUUGCUGACCACCCACAAGAUGGGGAAACCAAAGCCAUUGCACAUGCUGGAGAAUUUCCUGGCGAAGACUUUAGUUUUGCUGGUAAAGGAGAAGGAGAAGAGAAAGGGAGAGAAAAAGAGGGACCCACUGGACUUAACAAGCUAGGGUCAAGCUCAACGGCGGAGCUCCACCCAAAGGCCGCCGGAGCACCAGAGUCUGGAGCCAACAAACAUAUGCCUCCGGCGAGCGUGAUGACCCGUCUGAUAUUGAUCAUGGUUUGGCGCAAAUUGAUUCGGAACCCAAACACAUACUCCAGUCUCAUUGGCCUGGUCUGGUCUCUAAUUUCUUUCCGGUGGCAUGUGGCUAUGCCUAAAAUAAUAGAGAAGUCGAUCUCCAUACUGUCUGAUGCUGGCCUUGGAAUGGCUAUGUUCAGCCUCGGUCUGUUUAUGGCUUUACAACCGAAGAUAAUUGCGUGUGGGAACUCCGUGGCUUCAUUUGCCAUGGCUGUUCGUUUCCUGACUGGUCCUGCAGUGAUGGCUGCAGCUUCAAUUGCUGUUGGGCUGCGUGGUACUCUCCUCCAUGUCGCUAUUGUUCAGGCUGCACUACCACAAGGAAUUGUUCCAUUUGUGUUUGCCAAGGAAUACAAUGUCCAUCCUGCCAUUCUUAGCACUGCGGUUAUCUUCGGAAUGUUGAUAGCAUUACCGAUUACCCUUGUCUACUACAUUCUCCUUGGAUUGUGAUUUUUCUGAGUGGUAUCCCAAAAAUAGAGCAGAAAUGAAGAGAAUUUUGAUUGCUGAUGAUAGUGUGUCACACUUGGCUUGGCUUAGCAGCAUUGAUUGGGCCAAAAAUAGGUUGGUAUUGGAGAAGGAUUUCCAGAUGAAAGAAGAAUUCAAUACAAAGAAAUUUUCCAAAGGUUCCAGAAUUCUUGGAGCUAAAAAAAUAUUUUAGCUUAAUUGAAAGCCCUGAUAUAAGGAUCAUGCACCCAUUAGGAGCCAAAGUUUGUUCAAUUUUUUAAGGUUUGGAAAGUAACAAAAGAAUUAAUUGAAGGCCGUUGUUCAUAAAGGAGACAUGAAAGAGGAAAACAAGGGCAAAAGAGAUAAGGACCAUCUUCAUCGAUAAUCUUAAUUCUCUUCAUUUCCAUUAGUUCAUCAUGUAAAGUCUGAUUUCAAUAUUAACUCUUCCCCAUCUGCUGCAAAACGAAAAUGAAAAAAAUCAAUGAAUUGGAUCAGAAGAUAAAAAGAGAAAAAGAAAAAGGUUUUUUUUUUUUUAAAAAAAAAAAUUUCUCUAUUGCUAUAUUAGUUUAAUUUGUUGCUAGUGCUUGCCUUUUGAUUGUACGUAGAACCGCCAAUUAUUUGCGUUUGUCUUCUUCCUUUAGUUUGUAAUUUGUGUAGGAUUUUUAUGAUAAAAAAGGGUCUUUAGUCA